This is a messenger RNA of Microthlaspi erraticum, 1737 nucleotides long. The record is from the annotation of a GenBank genome assembly. Lineage: Eukaryota; Viridiplantae; Streptophyta; Magnoliopsida; Brassicales; Brassicaceae.
AUGGCGUCGACUACGCGAGAAAAGUUUGUGUCUUUCAUAAACAACAGAUGGCUCGUCUUCGUGGCGGCCAUGUGGAUACAGUCUUGCGCUGGGAUCGGUUACUUGUUCGGAAGCAUUUCCCCGGUGAUUAAAAGCUCCCUUAACUACAACCAGAGGGAGCUUGCCAGACUUGGAGUCGCCAAGGAUCUUGGAGAUAGUGUCGGCUUCCUCGCCGGGACUCUCUCCGAGAUUUUGCCUCUCUGGGCCGCUCUCCUCGUCGGCGCCGUUCAGAACCUCGUCGGUUACGGAUGGGUUUGGCUCAUCGUCACCGGACGAGCACCGAUCCUGCCUCUAUGGGCUAUGUGUGUUCUGAUAUUCGUUGGGAACAAUGGAGAAACCUACUUCAACACUGGAUCGUUAGUCUCUGGCGUUCACAACUUCCCCAAGAGCAGAGGUCCGGUGGUUGGUAUCCUCAAGGGGUUCGCUGGGCUAGGUGGUGCGAUCCUCUCUCAGAUAUACACAACGGUCGAUUCGCCUGACCAUGCCUCCCUCAUUUUCAUGGUCGCCGUUGCGCCUGCCGUUGUCGUUGUUUCCCUCAUGUUCUUCAUCAGACCCGUUGGUGGUCACAGGCAGCUCCGUUCCACGGAUGGAGCCAGCUUUACUUUCAUCUACGGUGUCUGCAUCCUCCUCGCUGCCUAUCUCAUGGCCGUUAUGCUUAUCGAAGAUCUCGCCGUUAUUAGCCACAACAUCAUCACCGCGUUCACCGUUGUCUUGUUUGUGAUUCUUCUUGCACCGAUCUUGAUCCCGAUCAUGACGAGUUUCUUCACGGAUACAAACGGUCCUGUUGAUACAAUCGAGGAGCCUCUCGUCCCGAAACGGGAAGACCAAGAUCCGGGACUGAGGACACCUGACUUGAUCUUGAGUGAAGUUGAAGAUGAGAAACCGAAAGAUGUUGACUUGCUUCCUGCGUCAGAGAGACAUAAGAGGAUUGCUCAUUUGCAAGCACAGCUGAUGCAAGCAGCUGCAGAGGGAGCCGUUCGUGUGAAUAGACGGAGAGGUCCUCACCGUGGGGAAGAUUUUACUCUGACGCAAGCACUUGUAAAGGCUGACUUCUGGCUGAUAUUCUUCUCCCUGCUGCUCGGUUCUGGUUCGGGUUUGACAGUGAUUGACAAUCUUGGUCAGAUGAGUCAGUCUCUCGGUUAUGAUAACACUCACGUCUUUGUCUCCAUGAUUAGCAUUUGGAACUUCCUUGGACGUAUCGGCGGCGGUUACUUCUCCGAGCUCAUUGUCAGGGACUACGCAUACCCAAGGCCAGUAGUAUUGGCUGUGGCUCAGCUGGUAAUGUCAGUGGGACACAUCUUCUUUGCGUUUGGAUGGCCUGGAGCGAUGUACAUUGGCACGUUACUGAUUGGACUCGGGUACGGUGCUCACUGGGCCAUAGUCCCAGCUACUGCAUCUGAGCUUUUUGGUUUGAAAAAGUUUGGAGCUUUAUACAAUUUCCUGACACUGGCUAACCCGGCUGGGUCACUAGUCUUCUCGGGUCUGAUUGCAAGCUCCAUAUACGACCGGGAAGCAGAACGGCAAGCACACGUGUCCGUGUUUAACCCUGAUGACGCACUUAGAUGCGAAGGUUCCGUCUGUUACUUCCUGACGUCGAUCAUAAUGUCUGGAUUCUGCGUCAUCGCUUGCGUCAUGAGCAUGAUUCUCGUGCGUCGUACCAAGCCUGUUUACACUCAUCUCUACGGCAAGUCCCGUUGA